UGAGGAUGACUACUUACUGGUAACAAAAGUAUUUUGUUUCAGGUCAACUUCUAGGUGGACUGGUUGUAAAAUUGCAGCAGUUCUAUGACUUCUUUAUUGAGCUUGUGAUGUUCAGACUGAGCAUGCUCCUCAGCUGUAUUUUUAUGACAAAUACAGCAAUGGAAGACAAGAACAUCGCGACAAACUUCGUAGAUUCCACUGACGUCACCGAUUUCGACCAGUAUGCUGUCACGUGCUACAUUUGCGUCAACGUAUCUGACAAUCUAGUUUGUAAUCAAUUCGCCAUCGAUAGGCCCUGUAAACCAGGAGAGACAUUCUGCCAUACACUACACAUCAUGGAUAAAAAAGGAACCAGUAUAUUGGUCAAUAAGAAAUGUACUACUGAAAAGGAGUGCCAAAGAAACAAAGUAGGCUGUGUAGAAAUCGACGCCCAAACGAUAUGCGUAUCGUGUUGCGACCAGAACUACUGCAACGUGAACGUGCCAACGAAUUCGUCCACGGCCGUCUUCGAUGAUAAAAUCUCCAAGAUGCGGAUGUUGGCAAAGAACCUUUUUAGAGAAAGAGAAAAGGCGCUAACAACAACAAUUAAAGAAUCAAAUCGAGGCGCCCGCUCGUUAAACGCUGUUUUUUCGUUAAGAUCUCUCAGUAUUGUUUUUCUGUUAUUAGGAAAUGUAUAGAUAUCGGUGUUGCUUAUUACAUAGUAUUCAAGUAUCAAAUAUACGAAACAUCUGUGGCUGCUUAUUUUUAAGAAUGGCAGGUGGACAAAGUGCCUAGUUAGCCCAAUCAAUAGAGAAAAUGUUUUCUUUUUUUAAUGACUUUGUAUUCAGUAAUUGUUUAAAACAAUUACUUGUUUAUUGCAAUUCCGUAGAACAAAAUGCUUUAAGAGUUCAGAAGAUAUUUGAACUAUAAAAAAAAAUAUUGUUUUUCUUUUUUUCUCAAAUACGCAGCAUUGUUUGGGAAAUGAUUAUUAUAUCAUUAACAUUGGCACACAUCCCACAGUUUAUUGUGAAAAAGCUGAAUGUAAGGGAAGACUAGAAAGGUUGCCUAAUUAUACGUUUGGAAAAUGUUGUUGCAUUUAACUGUAAUGUAUGGUUUCAAACAUAAUUUCGAAAAACUUAUACCUAUUCAAUGUUGAAACAUCUCUAUUGAUUGGCCUGAGCGCCCGUUUAGAGGCUUGAGCAGAUCAAAGAGAACGAGAUUUCGUGUCAAAAAGUGCAAUCCAGGAAGAACCGGAUUUCUUCCAUCAAGAUCUACUACACGAAUGUACUAGAAAAUCGUUCAACAUAUCGAAUAAAACAACAAAUAACUUGUUUGACUUCUUCUGCAUAAAUUACUUAAUAAAUUUCAUUAUAGAGUCAUAAACUAAUAGAUAUUGACAGAAUUAAAUGGAUUUCAAUCAGCGGUCGGUAGAAGUAGUUCGAUCUUAUAGGCUGCUGAAUUUCAACAGGUUAAUUAUUGAUUUACGUAUUCUAACUGUUAACGCAUUCUACAUGAAGAUAGCCGACACAAUUAAUUCUAUAUUUCCGCGUCCAAGAAAAAUAUCGGAGGUGAAAUGAGAUAUACCCUAUUUCACGAGUAUCCAUCACGAUAGAAUGGCAGCUGUUAUCUGUUAAUACUUCAAAAUUCCCCAUAUCGGCACAGGACACAUAAUUCUGACGGAUCCGUCAACGCCAAGUAGACCGAGCCAUAUUUUGUUUUGGUUUUUUGUACGCUACAGAUUCAUUUUGUACUUGUUAAUAGCUUUUUAUUUACGAGUAGAAAAGUUAAUUUGCGUGCAAACAACAAAACGCCACAAACAAGUGUUAUUAGAUUUAUACCCGAUUCAUUAUUGCCAACGUUGCAGACUAACACAAAAAUGUCACCUGCUGAUCAGCUGUUCACCUCAGUAGACGUCAAAGCGUGAUGGAUACUCGUGAAAUAGGGUUUACCGUAGCGUCAUGUAUGAAAAUUUGUAACAGCUGUUUAUAUACUAUAUACAGGGUGUAAUUUAAUUGAUGACUAAAAAUACACAAUAUGGUUCCUUAGCUCAUUUUAGAAAGAAAAGUUU
Molecule: messenger RNA, 2047 nt
Organism: Acanthoscelides obtectus
Lineage: Eukaryota; Metazoa; Arthropoda; Insecta; Coleoptera; Chrysomelidae
Source: the annotation of a GenBank genome assembly